UAUGGCUGAUUUAGGUAAAUUGAGAAGAUGUGUCAACGUAAUGCUUAGAAAUUGCGAUAAAAGAAAUCUUUACAUAUAUCGAUAGCAAAUGGAUAGCAAAAUAACCCUAAGCCAAGGGAAAUCUAGAUUUGUAUCCCCUAAAACUAAUGUUUAGGAUUAUAGCUGAUUAAGGUAAAUUGAGAAAAUGUGUCAACGUAAUGCUUAGAAAUUGCGAUAAAAGAAAUCUUUGCAUAUAUCGAUAGCAAAUGGAUAGCAAAAUAACCCUAAACCAAGGGGAAUCUAGAUUCGUAUCCCCUAAAACUAAUGUUUAGCAUUAUGGCUGAUUAAGGUAAAUUGAGAAAAUGUGUCAACGUAAUGCUUAGAAAUUGCGAUAAAAGAAAUCUUUACAUAUAUCGAUAGCAAAUGGAUAGCAAAAUAACCCUAAACCAAGGGGAAUCUAGAUUCGUAUCCCCUAAAACUAAUGUUUAGGAUUAUAGCUGAUUAAGGUAAAUUGAGAAAAUGUGUCAACGUAAUGCUUAGAAAUUGCGAUAAAAGAAAUCUUUACAUAUAUCGAUAGCAAAUGGAUAGCAAAAUAACCCUAAACCAAGGGGAAUCUAGAUUCGUAUCCCCUAAAACUAAUGUUUAGCAUUAUGGCUGAUUAAGGUAAAUUGAGAAGAUGUGUCAACGUAAUGCUUAGAAAUUGCGAUAAAAGAAAUCUUUACAUAUAAAUUAACUAAUUUUCAACAGGUUUAGCUCAGACUUGUCUGUGACAUAGUUCAAUGGCUUUCAAAAAGACUAUAUUAACAUAGAUGAAGAUGUAAACACUAGAAAGUAACUGUUCUAAAAAUAUUCUUUUUAUAGAAGAAAAUUCUCUUGAGAGACCCGAAGAAAUGACUUACACUUGAAAAAUGAGGGAAACAAGUGUUUUAGAACGAGGCUGAAACGUCAAUUUCCUUUAAGUAACACCCCAAGCAAUGAUUUCAUACUUAAAAUGAGAAAAAAUUUUUAGAAAGUUCACAUAGGCAAUAGCACCAAUAUAGUUUGCAUUCAUUGAAAUGUUACCAAAUUUAUGAAACAAUUUCUGAAUGGUAUUGGAGAAGAGGCAUGAUACUUCCUGCCCCUAAUUUCCCAAGGUGCCUGAUACCUCCAGAGCAAUAGAUUUACCUAAUAAGAAAUAAUGUUUCAUUAGAUUAUAAGUAUUACGAUGGAAAUGCAACUUGCACUGAGGCUUUGUAGACAACUUUGGAAAUAGAUAAUACUUUAGACUACCAACGACUCUUAGAAUAUAAUUUUAAUGUUCCAGUAAAAAGAUAUUUCUAGCAUACGCCUAUCUGGCUUAUAACUGCUUUGAAGUUUUUUACAAAAUUCAUUGCACUAAAAAUUGUAUGAGUCACCUUAUGAGUCACCAAACAGUUGCUCAAAAUGUCCUGGUGCUAAUUACAGUCAUCAAUAUAUCCUCAUGGGAAAGUUUAAUCUUUGAUUCCAACCCAAUUUCCUUCCGCAUAUCAUAAUAUAUAAAUGUGCCAAUAAAUGAUUAAACUUGAAUUGCUACAAGGAACUCGGAAAGUAGCAGAGUGCAAAAACAACUGCUGUGGAAGGUGUCAAUUUGUAUCAUUGGCUGGUUUGAGAAACAAUAAAGCAGCCAGGCAAAAUGACGUUAUUCCUCGUCCGCAAGUUUUAUCUGUUGGCUGUAGUGAUGGUGCAAGUUUAUGGAAAAGACCCAAAUUACCGCAACAUAUUUUACCAAACAACAAAAGAAGUUCAGAAUGAGGAGCUUUCAAAUAUUCAAGGAAAAAUCCCUGCUUGGAUUGAUGGAGAUUUCGUUCGUCAAAAUUGUGCCUCGUAUGGUGAUAUUGAUGGAUCAAGAAAUGACUGGAUACCACACAUGUUUGAUUGCAUUUCCAUGGUCGGACGCUAUGAGUUCAAAGGUGGCAAAAUAAGAUAUUCUAAUAGAUUAUAUGAUACGAAGGAAACACGCAUUUGGAAACACUACAAUUACAGUAUAGCAAAGUCCAAAGUUGGCUGGAAUACAGUUUUUUCUACAAUAAAUGCGUCUGCAUACUUGAAAAACAUGAGGAUGCAAUACAACGAGACAUUGCAUACCACACCAAACAUUGUAUUCUGGCAGUCACGGCCUGAAGAUCCAGUCUUUGCUAUGACGGAAUCAGUGUACAGUGCAGCAGAACUCAAAGUCACGCCAGAGCUCGAUGUACUUGGUAGCUAUCUAGGAAAGUUUCACGAUAAAGGAUUUCCCAACAGUUCUACUCACGACUUUGUUAUCAGUCCUGCGCAUGAACAGCGAGAAAAAGAUGGAACAAUCUGGCAUUCAACUAUUGACAUUGAAAGAGCCUCUCCAAAAAAGUUUGAUGACUUGGAAGCAGCCAUCAUUGUUUACAAAAUGAAAGGGCCUAACCGCACUGUAACAGGUCGUCAUGUCCUUGGAAAGUACAAUCUUUCAAAAUGUCGUCUAGGACUGGGUCUAGAUGACAUAAAUAUCAUGCCAGGGUAUCAUCACUACAUGGAAACAACAAGCAACUAUGCAAUUGUCCCAAUGUCUUCCUAUCUCUUUGACUACUGCCAACACUAUAUGAACAUAAACAUGAGAAGGAUACUCGGUCUUUUUCCACGCUCUUUCAAAUUCUACCCAAACUUCAACUCGAGCCUUCUUCUUUUUGAUCGAAGCAACAUGUCAAAUGUGCACAGAGUAUUUCUUCCAUUUGCUAGAUUCUUCACUCAUAGUGUGAAUGCCUUUGAAGAUCUUAACUACAUCUACCUAGAUACCAUAGCCUACCAUAAUACUGACCUUUACGAGAAAGCUUUUUCACUUUAUGAGGCUAUGAAUGGCUACACGUUGAACACAUAUUUUAUUCGCAUUGCCAUUAACAAGAAUACAUGGUCUUAUGAUUCUUCUUUGAGUGGCUCUCUCACUCAAACUGAGCCCUAUGGAAAAGCAGAAUUCACACAGAUAAAUUACGAUAAAUUUCAUAACAAAGACUACACAUACACUUACUUCCUGAGCAACCCGGUAAAUCCAGAACCUCGCAUUGCUAAGCUAAACGUGAAGACAAAAAAUAUAACUUACUGGGUUCCACCAGUUGGGUAUUAUCCGCAAGAGCCUGUAUUUUUGCAACCGGACGACGCGGUGGGUGAAGAUGAAGGCGUAAUUUUAUGUUCCGGUCCUGUUUCUGAUACAAUACCAUCUUCAAGCUUCCUAGCUGUUCUCAAUGCAACGGACAUGAAGCUUAUUGCAAUGGUGAAGAAUCCCAAUACUGGCUUAAUAAGUCUUCAUAACAGAUUUUACAAGUCACGUGUCCCAGCAACAAAAGCGCCAGCAACAACAGUUAAAACCAAACCAAAAACAACCCAGUCAUCACCUGGAGUUUCUCUUUCCAUUGUACAGAGCAUCUGGAUUGUUGCCAGUUAUAAACUUUUACGGUUUUUGUUGUAGUCAAACUUGAAAAGAUGUAGCUCACAAAGUAUUCUUUAUUUAUUUAUAAUUAAUAUCUCCCGGUUUGUUAGAAUGUUCAGAGUUUAGUUGAUUCAAAGAAUUCGAAUUUUUUUUGUCAACAGUUCUGUGAAAGGUUCAACAAAAAAAUUAAGAUUCAAAAGAUGAUUCUAUAAUUUUGGUCUUUGCGACAAAUUGCAGAAUAAGUUUACUCUCACAGAAUUAAUUAACAUAUUGUGUGCGGGGACCUUUCUCUUUUUCUUUCAAGAUAAUAUUUAGAUUUCGCACUGGGAAAUAUUAGUAAAUGCACUUUGACAUAUUUUUUUAACUGUAUGUAGUUAUAUUUAAUUGGUUUUAAUCUCCUAACAAUCAAUCUGAUGAAUUGUUGAACUUAUAAUUUGCAGUGGCUUUUGUCAUGAGU
This is a messenger RNA of Rhopilema esculentum, 3845 nucleotides long. Its product is annotated as retinoid isomerohydrolase. Gene Ontology annotation, biological process: retinal metabolic process; carotene catabolic process. Gene Ontology annotation, molecular function: carotenoid dioxygenase activity; beta-carotene 15,15'-dioxygenase activity. Lineage: Eukaryota; Metazoa; Cnidaria; Scyphozoa; Rhizostomeae; Rhizostomatidae. The record is from RefSeq and is a predicted model, not a curated record.